Trichogramma pretiosum is the source of this 1245-nucleotide messenger RNA. RefSeq lists its product as uncharacterized. The record is from RefSeq and is a predicted model, not a curated record. Lineage: Eukaryota; Metazoa; Arthropoda; Insecta; Hymenoptera; Trichogrammatidae. The coding region runs from base 110 to 904 and encodes 264 amino acids. The transcript is spliced from 3 exons.
GUUCAAACCAACAGCCCCUCGGUGUACACGUGCGCGACACACGUUUCUCAUUCUCAAAUCGCCGAUUUUUGCGCGCGAUCCGUCAAAGAAACAGACACGCAUUAAAAAAAUGUCGAUAAAUCACAUAUACCGAUGGCGAUCGGAUUUCAAUCCCGACGAUCCCAGCGUGACGAUCACGAUGAAGCAGUGGCCGCAUCAACAGCAACAGGGCACAACGAGCGAGGGCAGCAGCGAUCAGACAGAACAACAACAGCAGCAGCAGCUGCAGGCCCUCGUCGACGAUCUGGAAAUGAAUCCGUUCAUCGUCAAUAACAAAAAAGACAAGCCCGUGAUUCUGCACCUCGCCGACAAGCGAUUCGACUGGGAGUGGCUGCAGCAGCUCAUCAAUGAUCCGCUCGCCUGCUCCUUCUGCCACCUCGUGAAGAGGUACGUCGAGACGCCGAGCUGGGACGUGGCCGACAUGAAGAGGUCGUUGCUGAGCUGGGUGAACGACGCGAGAAACAGCUAUUAUCAGCAAUGUCAAGGCUACCUGAUAACGUUCGACAGUGUCCAAAUAGUGGCUUGUCAUAAUGCCGAGCAGAAGCAGCAGAGUGGCGAGAAACGCGUGAUCCCCGUGAUGGAGGUCCUGGGCAACGCUUACUUCAUGGAGAUUAAAAAAUGGAACAUUUACCGAGGUAAGAUAGUGGAAUUGACAGAGAGCCACCUGCGAGUGAGCCUGUGCGACGGCGAGUUCAUGGCCAAGGUGGACAGAAUCGAUCCGAGCAUCCCGGGACACGCGGCGAUUAAUUCAGCGCUGAGACUCGGCCAAGAGAUACGGUUCAUGUGCUCGCAAAUCGAUGACAUUGAUCCGCCGUACGAGCUGUACGGUUAUCUUUUAGACAUAUUGACGCCUAGUGGCUCUUAGGUUUUCAAUGUAUAAUAUUGUGUAUAUAUAUUAUUUGUAUACGUGCGGGGUCUGUAAAUAAUAAUUUUAAUGUUCGAGAGACGAAUGUGUAUAAAGAUUUGCGACAUCGAUCGGCUUCCCCGUCGAGGAGAGCCGAUUGAAUUUUAUGUACAAAAACUAUUGUUCAUAUUUUAUGAAUAUUACUUUAUAAUUUAAAAUGUACGAAGGGGAUAUCCAAGUAAUUGGAUAACAAUACUUCUGUGUCAAGAAAGAUGUAAAUAAACUACAUUGUUAAUAAAAAAAUGUAUCUAGUUAAUAUAAAAUUAUUUCAACAUUAUCGAAAUAAUAAAUAUUCGGCAUAA